This is a messenger RNA of Racocetra persica, 226 nucleotides long. The record is from the annotation of a GenBank genome assembly. NCBI's taxonomy places the organism in Eukaryota, Fungi, Glomeromycota, Glomeromycetes, Diversisporales, Gigasporaceae.
AUGGAAGGGGUACCAAAGGUAUCAGAUAUGGAAAUAGAUGAUUUUAUUCCUGAAGAACCGAUACCAAAAGUAUCACCAGUCAAUUUACCUCAGCCUUCCGAUUGCAAUAAGAUUUCAGAUACUGAGACAGAGGAAGAACCAUGUGACCAUAUAUCUUCUGAAGUAUCCAAAUUAGAGCAAGAUGAUGAAAUUAAUGAGGUUGACACGAACCAAGUCGUAGAGCAAG